Messenger RNA from Eutrema salsugineum, 1617 nucleotides. RefSeq names its product nucleolar and coiled-body phosphoprotein 1. The transcript has a single exon. Bases 1 to 1470 code for a protein of 489 amino acids. NCBI's taxonomy places the organism in Eukaryota, Viridiplantae, Streptophyta, Magnoliopsida, Brassicales, Brassicaceae. Gene Ontology annotation, molecular function: calmodulin binding. The record is from RefSeq and is a predicted model, not a curated record.
AUGGCUGAGGAGAACAGUUCAGAGGUCAAAAAGAUUGAGAAUUUUUUGGAUACAAAUCCUCCGGCGAUGUCAGAAGAAGAUUCUGUGGAAACAGUACUCGUAAAAGACGUGGAAAACGUGGGAGAUGUUGUGUCUGUGGCGUCCACCAAGGAUCAAGAAGAGUGUAUACCAGAGAUGAAGAAAGUGCCUAAGCCACAAGUUGGGAAUUUGAGACGGCACUCCACAGGAGCGAUCGGUACACGAGCUGGUAAACCGCAGGUUCAGUCACGCUAUCGUGGGAAUCAUCAUGUGAGCUCGACUCAUGAGUUCUGUAAACACGGGAAGAAGUGUGAUCAAGAGGAUGCGGUGAAACCGUGGAAGAUUGUGAGGAGAAAGAGUGUUGAAGGCUCAGAGGCUGCAAAAUCUAUGACUUCAAGUUUGACAAGAAAGACGUUGGCAAGUUUGAGUAGACCGAUUCCGGUUAUUACCAAACCGGAGAGUUUUGUGGCUGCAAAGAGAAGACAAUGUGCUUCUGUGAAAUCGGAAUCAUCUAGCGUUAAAGAAGAUAGUGAGAUGGCAAGAUCUAUUGAUGGUUCAAGUGUUAAAAGCAAUGAUAAAGCUUGGAAGAACAAAGAAACCGAGAGGAAUCUCAGUGGUUCAGCUGUUGUUAAAAAGGUUCCUGGCGUGAGAAGUGACAAGUCAAAGACUGAUAUGGAGAAGGUUUCAAGAAUCAGAGAUGGCGUAAGUUCCAAGAAUAAGGAGAAGGCGAUGAGAAGUGAAGAUGUAAAAGAGAAGACUGUGUGUGUUGUUGAAUCUAGCGUCAAAGGUGUUCAGAGAGAAAAGCAACCAUCAUCUGAGAAGAAGACCCUGAGAAUUGCAGAUAAAAGCUUGACUACUCCUAAACGUGGUUCCGCAGAUCAUAGUCCUACUAAACAGAUUCCAGCUAAAAUCAGUACCCGCUUGACAAAGAAGAAAGAAAGUGGUUCUGCAGACCUUGAAGCAAAACCAAAACCAGAGAAGAAGAUUAGCCCUAAGAGAACAGGAGUAAAGGUGACUCUAGCGAAGCAGCUGAGUUUCAAGAAAGGGAAGACUCUUGAUCCGAAACCCGAGGAUUCUUCUCCAAAAUGGAUAAAGUUGAGAAAGAGGGUUGUGCAGGAACUGAAAACACAAAUGGAAGGGAGGAAGAAGACUCUGAGAGAUAAAAGAUUGGGUGUAGAGACAAAAACCGAUUCUUGUGAAGGUAUUAAACGUGAGAAGGUUGUUCUGAGGCAUCGACAAGUAGAAGGGAAGAAGAAAAAGAUGACAUUGUUCAACAAUGUGAUUGAAGAGACAAUGAAUAAGUUGACAAAGGUAAGGAAGACCAAAGUGAAAGCUCUUAUUGGUGCUUUUGAAACUGUAAUCUCUCUUCAGGACACUAAGACACCUCAGAAAGUUCAGAGCAAGGCCACAACAUCUGCGUCGAAGGUUAGUCCUAUGGGUUCCGAACAGUGAACAAACAAAAAACCAAAAACUAUAUCUGUUCAUAUAUGAUCUAACAUUCAAGAAUUCAAACUUCGAGAACAUAUUUUUAGAGGAAGAGAGCGAGAGAUACUUGUCUUGUUAUUUUCCUCGAAAUAGCAAAAGGAUUUAUAUAUGUAC